CAUACAUUUCCUUCUGUUACAGGCUCCUGAUCCACUAUGCAAGUUUGCAACCUGAUCGUGUUUUCCCUGCUGUCGUGGAGUCCCAUCACGAGCGGCUGGCCGACUGCAAAAGCAGGGCCUCAACGGCGAGAUGCUAAAAUAUUUGCUCACCCAGGCGCAUUGCACACCAGUGAUGAUUUCAAAAGGGUUCAGCAACAUGUGCGAGACAAAGAACAACCUUGGUACAGAGCCUGGCAGCACUUGGAAUCCACAAAAUUAGCCCAGACCACUUGGGUGCCCACACCUCAAGAAGUCAUUGUUCGUGGCGCGCACGACGAGUUUCCGGAGAAUUAUGGACACGCAUACCGCGAUGCUCACUCUGCAUAUCAGCUCGCUCUCCGUUGGCAGAUCGGGGGCAACACGUCAUACGCGGAUCAUGCAGCUGAAAUAUUGGACGGCUGGGGAUCCAGCCUCGUCGAUAUCGCCGGCAACGAGGACAAAUACCUGGCGGCAGGGCUUUACGGUUAUCAAUUCGCCAACGCAGCGGAGAUACUAAGAGGGUACUCUAGCUGGCCUAAGACCAACCAGAAAGCUUUCGGUGCGAUCUUGAACAAUAUCUUCGCAGUAUACAACAGAGAGUUCCUGGAACGCCACAACAACAAGCAAGACUUUUACUAUGCGAAUUGGGACCUUUGCAAUAUCGCUUCUUUGAUGGCCAUUGGCAUUUUUAAUGAUAACAGGACUAUGUACGACUACGCUGUGGACUACUUCGAGCACGGCUUGCCAGGCCAACCCGAGGUCGUCGCCAACGGCGCUCUGCCGUAUUUCUCCAUCGCCAAUUUUACGGAAGAUGACACGGGAAAGACCCUCAUGCAAAUUCAAGAAUCUGGUCGGGAUCAGGCACAUUCUCUUCUCUGUAUCUCUUUAUUGGGCGUAAUCGGUCAACAGGGCUGGAACCAGGGAGUAGAUCUGUACUCAGUCUACGGCCAUCAGAUCCUAAAUGCUGCCGAGUAUGUCGCCAAGUAUAACACGAAUCACACCGUCCCAUACAUCCCUUACCAGAGCUGGGAAGGCGAGCUGAAAGUUGUCUCUGAGAAAGCCCGCUUUGACGUUAGGCCCGGUUUUGAAGCACUCUGUUCCCACUAUACCAAUAUCAAAAUCCUUGACGCCUCUUGGUCACUGGAGUACCGCAAGUUUGUAAACGCAAAUUUAACAGAGAACAUUGAGGGUGGCGGUGGUGAUUAUAGUCCCAAUUCCGGAGGCUAUGACGCUCUGGGUCACGGCACACUGAUGUAUCGUAUUGAUAGGGAGGAAUGAUAAAGUUUGUUCAGUCUUAAAUACUUCAUCUCCAUUUGCG
Diaporthe batatas is the source of this 1336-nucleotide messenger RNA. RefSeq lists its product as uncharacterized. Gene Ontology annotation, molecular function: lyase activity. The transcript has 2 exons. NCBI's taxonomy places the organism in Eukaryota, Fungi, Ascomycota, Sordariomycetes, Diaporthales, Diaporthaceae. The record is from RefSeq and is a predicted model, not a curated record. The coding region runs from base 37 to 1296 and encodes 419 amino acids. Gene Ontology annotation, cellular component: periplasmic space.